Molecule: messenger RNA, 1724 nt
Organism: Hymenoscyphus albidus
Lineage: Eukaryota; Fungi; Ascomycota; Leotiomycetes; Helotiales; Helotiaceae
Source: the annotation of a GenBank genome assembly
CAUCACUUUACAAUACUCAAGAUCAAGAAUCCCAAAGAAUGAUUUCAGAGGUUUAAUAGACUUAAUCGAUAUCUCUAAUAACGAGAUAAUAUUUACUGCCACUUCUAGCUCACGGGACAACCUCGGAUCUCCAGACCUCUGCCCCUCAGACGAAAAUGAGGGAGAGAAUCAAUACUGUAUCCCAACCAAACAUUUCCCCCAAGCUCUCUAACAAGCCCAUUCCGUAAUUUCACCACAUAGAUAAAAAAUCCCGUCUGCGAGUAAAAAUUUAGUCGUCUUUCACCAAACCUUUCCCUUCAAGUGUCCAAGUGUGGGGGCCCGCCCACAAAUCCCACCAAAGCCAAAAUCAACCUGAGCAGAGGAACCUCAAAGGACCGACCAAUUUUCGAUCGCGAACCGCCGCUGCCGACCUCUACCUUACGACGCUCUCACGACCCUCCUCCUCUCAGGCUCGACCUAGACAUAUCCAGCCCAGUAUGGCGGUCGAAACCUCCUCCUUCAUCCAUCUUGCGCGCCCUCUUGCGCCCGCAGUUAUUGGCGUGCAACCCACCACCGCCCCCGUCAAUGUCAUAAUUCAACCACAAGUAUGUUCCCCCCCACCACCAACCUACAUCUUCUAACUUGAAUUUCCACAGGCAGUCUUCUCAAUCCUCGACCAUGCAAUCCGACGAGACAUCCGCGACACCCAGUCCACGCGGGUAAUCGGAGCCCUCUUGGGCGUCCGCUCAGAAGACGGCAUGGAAGCCGAAGUACGCAACUGCUUCGCCAUCCCGCACACGGAGAACGAGGACCAAGUUGAAGUCGACGUCGAAUACCAGAAGAGCAUGCUGGCGCUGCAACUCAAAGCCAACCCGCGCGAAGUGCUGUUGGGAUGGUACACCACGUCGCUCGACCUGAACAGCUUCAGCGCCUUGAUCCAGAACUUCUUCGCGAGCCCUGAGACCGGCACGUUCCCCCACCCCGCCAUCCAUCUCACCGUCUCCACCGACGCAGGAAAGAGCAUCGAGGCAAAGGCAUACAUCUCCGCCCCCGUGGGCGUCAACGCCGAGCGCGCCGCAGAAAGCUGUCUCUUCAUCCCCGUCCCAUACGACAUCCGCUACAGCGAAGCCGAAAAAAGCGGUCUCGAGCUGAUUUCCGGCGCAAAAGACGCUGAGAACCGCGCCGCUCCAGUCGUCACCGACAUCGAGGGACUGGAGCGAGCCGUCGACCAGGCCAUCGACCUCUUGGACCGCGUAGCCGAGUAUGUCAGUUCCGUGCUAGACGAGGAGAGAGAGCCUUCCAAUGCUCUGGGUCAAUUCCUCAUGAAUGCCCUUUCUCUAGCACCCAAGGUUGACCCUGAAGACAUCGAGCGCGAUUUCAACAACCAUAUCCAGGACGUCCUGGUGGUUUCUUACUUGGCGAAUACCAUUCGAACACAGAUCGACUUGUCUCAACGAUUAGCAACUUCCGUGCUGACCAUGGGUGGUUCCGAUGCGCUCGCUGCAACGGGAGGAGGCGAAGGAGGCGAGAAGGGAGAACGUGGUGGUCAACGAGGGGGUAAACGUGGAGGCAGAGGUGGUGGACGUGGAGGUGGAGGACAGCAAAGGGAACCAAGAGAACCCGCAGAGUAAUUCACAUGAAAAAAAUAAUCCCUUUUCAAGCUUUCUCCACACGAGUAUUUGGCUGUGCAUUUACGUUUCAUUUGUACAGGAAAAAAUGGAAAAAAGUAAUGGAUGGCGUUUACG